Messenger RNA from Emiliania huxleyi CCMP1516, 2577 nucleotides. RefSeq lists its product as hypothetical. The record is from RefSeq and is a predicted model, not a curated record. The transcript has 9 exons. NCBI's taxonomy places the organism in Eukaryota, Haptophyta, Isochrysidales, Noelaerhabdaceae. Bases 1 to 2577 code for a protein of 858 amino acids. Gene Ontology annotation, molecular function: metallopeptidase activity; oxidoreductase activity.
AUGAUUGCCACGAGAUUCCUCCGCGCCGCCGCUCUGCUGUUCGCUGCAGCGGCGCUGCUGUUGAUCGGCCUCGGCCACCAAUCUCCCGCGGGCACGCGCAAGGCCGAGGCCGAGAUGCGGCCCGUCAAGUCGGCCGAGCUGCGCCGCCUCGUCGCCAGAAUUGCAACGGCUGAACCGACGGGAGAGGCUGCCGCUGACGCGCUGGAGAAGGGCAGGGCGGCCGAGGAGGCGGCCGAGGAGGCGGGGGCUGCCGCCGCCUCGCCGUUCUUCCCAACGAAGCAUGCCAAAAAGUGGUACGAGCGAGAGCUGGGGGGGCCAGUGGUGCGCCAGAGUGCUCACGAGCUGACUUCAGCCGAGGAGGACCGCAUCGUCAAGGCGUGGCUGCGCAUGAUGGAGAGCGAGGACGGCGUGCCGGGUAGCUCGCAAUACUUUCGGCUCGCGCUCAUCCACGGCGGGUCGCAAGCUCGCCAAACGUACCUCAGCCACAUGAAGGACGGGAAGCACCCGCUUUGCGUCCAUGGCGGCGAGUGCUUCCCGAACUGGCACCGCGUGUACAUGCUCGACUUUGAGCAGACGCUGCGCUGCGCCGACAUCGACCUCGGCGGCGACGGCAACAUCGGCCUUCCCUACUGGGACUGGUCGAUCAAGCCGGAGGGCAAGAUGAUGCUGCCCAUGCUGGCGCAAAAGCUGAUGGCACAGACGAUUGGCUCGCAAGGGCAGGGCCUCUUCCCGGACGACUUCCUCCCGCUCACCCGCGGGGGCCACCCGAUCAAGGCGAUCGAGCCCGACGGCACUCCGAAGCCGGGCACAGAGAUGAUUGGCUUGAUACCGACGGCCGCCUUCCACCCGAUCUUCUGGCUGCACCACUGCAACGUCGACCGCGUGUACGAGUCCUUCCUCGCCAUCCGCGGGCACACACGGAGGCACGCCCGCGCCGGCGCGCGAGUGAUGCGCGGCAAGUGGACCGGCGACGACACCUUCAACACGGAGGCGAUGGGCUACACCUACGCGUCCCUCGCCCAGGUCAACGUGGACGGCUCCAAGGCGCUGUACGUGUACGUCUCCGACGCCGGCGACGGCGACGACGAGGGCGGCCUCCUCAGCUUCCUCCCCUUCGUCGGGAGCCCGAAGAAGGAGCAGCCGUCGUGGCAGCCGCCCCCCGACCUCGAGUCGGCGACGCCUGCCGACCUCAAGGCGCUGCCGGGCUUCGCCGGCGCCGCCCCACCUCCCCCCCCCCCCCAAACGGCCGCUGGGCCGCGCCACCUGAGGCCACGGCGCGUCCUGUGUGUAGGCAUCACGUCGCUCUUUGUCCUCCCGACGGAGGGCACCGUCCGCUGCGACAACUGCGUGCUCAACUCGCCAACCUGCUCGGCGGAGGUGGACGUGACGGAGGCGCUCAAGGAGGCGUGCAUCCCUCGCGCGCGCGCGGUGCUGCACGCGCUCGCCUUCGACAUCGCCACGCAGACCGCCAUGACGCUCGAGCAGGCGGGCGUGCCGCCGCCCGAGCUGAGCUCGCCGACGCUCUCCUUCGAGGUGUGGGACGGCAGCGAGCCGGUGUCGAUCGAGGGACUGAGCGACACGGCGAUCGCCGAGUUGAGGAACGAGAUCGAGAUCCACAAGGAGGAGGUGGUGGCGCUGCAAAUGCUCCUCAACGCCGUCUUCACGACCAGCCUCAAGGUCGACGGUGUCGUUGGCAAGGCGACGGCGGACGCUAUCAAGGCGGCGCAGGCCGCCGCGGCGCUCCCGGAGGACGGCGUCGCCGGGCCAAAGACCAAGGCGGCGCUGCUGCUGGCGCGCGCCGCCCUCUCGGCGGCGCCGCAGGCGGACGAGCGCUACACGGAGGUGGUCCAGCGGCUCCUCGUUGCCGCCAAGGCGCAGCCCGUCAGGUGGACCCUGCGGCGCGACGACGAGCCGGGCGAGGGGCUGGACGAGUGGAUGGACGCCGCGCAGGCCGAGCUCGAGCGCGCCUUUGGUGCGUGGAGCAAGGCCUGCCGCCCGUCCUCGUCUAUUGACCCCGGAGCUGGCUCGUCGACCGACCCGUUACCGGCGCCCGCCCUGGAGUCCCUCCCGACCAUCUCCUUCGAGUACACCGCGGAGGAGGCCGACGCGCACAUCCUCCUCUCCUUCGCCGAGCUCGCCACCGCCCACGAGGCGCGCGACGGGCCGGGAGGCAAGCUCGCGCAGACGACGGCGGCCUCGGAAGGCUCGUUCCCUCUGGUGCACAUCGCCUUUGACGAGGCGGAGCGCUGGGAGCUGGCCGACCUCCCCCACCCGCAGCGCGCCGACGGCACGCUUGACGACGACUUCUUCUUCCAGCUCCUCCCGGUGGCGAUCCGCGAGAUUGGCGCGCGCCCCACACCCCCUCUCUCCAAGAUGGAAUCUUCUCCCCUGCUCCGCCCCUUCUCUAUCCCUCGGGGACCACCCCUUUUUUCCUCCCUCGCAGGCCUCGCUCUCGGCCUCGGCCUCUCCCUCGCGGGCGGCGCGCUCGACACCAUGUCGCCCUUCUACGCGGCGGGCAACACCACCGUCUCCGCGCGCGCUGGCGAGGAGCUGCAGCAGAAGCUCCGGGAGGCGUGA